AUUUACUUGAAUGAAAUCUUUGAAAGAAAGAACACCUGCUGCCACGCCUGUUCUUCACUUCUUGCCUUCCUGUUGUGCGCCAGUUCUUCGAGCUCAAUCAAACUCGACUUACCACAAUGUCCGACUACGGCGAGAACGAAGCUGAAGAAACCUAUGACUACGAGCCCGGUCAGGACUAUGAUGAUAUUGAGCCCGAAGACUUCCUCAACCCUGAGGACGCCGAGGGCGGCGAGAAUGGCGCGGAGGGUUACGACGACGGGUCCUAUGCACCCGCUGUGAACGGCGAUCGUGUUGUGGUCUCAGGUGACCCGAAUGCAGGGUAUUCGGGGAAAGUGGUCGAACAGGCGCGGGCGAAAAAGAUUCCCAACGAGGAGCGCACGACAACUCCAUACAUGACCAAAUAUGAGAGGGCCCGUGUUCUGGGUACAAGAGCUUUGCAAAUAAGUCUCAAUGCGCCAGUGCUUGUAGACCUCGAGGGAGAGACGGAUCCGCUGCAGAUUGCCAUCAAAGAGUUGGCCCAGAAGAAGAUCCCUCUUAUUGUGAGGAGGUAUUUGCCGGAUGGAACGUAUGAGGAUUGGACAUGCGAAGAACUACUAUAAUAUAUUGAUGAGCUUGUAUCUGAAAAUGGGCUUCGCUUCUUGUUAUUGUCUUUCUGGUUGAACUUUCCCAAUUUCCGCAUAGCGUUUGGAGUUCAGGAGUAGGACACGGGCGACGGCCAAUCGGUCGAGUCCUGCAAAGGGAAAAUAAACAAAAACACUCAAAUCUUGUUAGUAAAUAUUCAGAAGAAAAAAAUUCAAAAGAGGAAAGUUUGUAUUGAGA
Molecule: messenger RNA, 819 nt
Organism: Aspergillus versicolor CBS 583.65
Lineage: Eukaryota; Fungi; Ascomycota; Eurotiomycetes; Eurotiales; Aspergillaceae
Product: DNA-directed RNA polymerase core subunit RPO26
Exons: 4
Coding region: 117-599 (160 amino acids)
Biological process (GO): DNA-templated transcription
Cellular component (GO): RNA polymerase I complex; RNA polymerase II, core complex; RNA polymerase III complex
Molecular function (GO): DNA binding; DNA-directed RNA polymerase activity
Source: RefSeq, a predicted model, not a curated record